AUGUCGUCUCCUGGAGAAUUUGUCACUCCGAGUGCAGAGGCGACUCAGAAUCCGAUUUGGGUGACUGGGACUCAACAAAUGUUAUCAUGGGAAACGAGUCUUAGAAACUACACAAUCGCACUAUGGAAUCAAAAUGCGGAUGGAAAUGGCUAUUCCAAAGGUCCAGCCCUGUUAGAAUCCUAUGAUGGAGACACAUCACUGAACUGGACAGUUCAGACAUAUGCAUUCUCAUUAUCUUUAUCCCCUGUGUUUUACCUACUACUUGAGCCCGGGACUCUCAACGAUAACGGCAAUAUUACCUUAUCAACCAGUCAAUCUAUCGUCUCGCAUACUUUCAAUAUAACCUCCACGACACCGAGUACAGAAGGGGACAAGAAAGAUCACAAACUGGGACUUAUCCUCGCCUUAUCCCUAACCAUUCCAUUCGUUCUUAUAUGCACCGCAUUAGCUAUCUAUCUCAUUCGCUCGAGACGACGACGACAACGCGCUCUUGAAACUCCACCCCACUAUCAGUACCCCCAUCAUGUUGGAUUUCGACGUCGGCAGAAUCGGUUCUUCGCCACAAGCAGCUCCCCUACUGCAUUUACUUUUCCGGAUCAAGAAGAUUCUCAAGAUCGAAGGCGAAAAAGUAGCAAAAGCAGCAAUAACGGCAUUUACUUUCCACCUCCUCCGACCACUCCAAAGUCGCCUCUAUCAUUCGCAUCUAGUCUCAAAAGCCUACGCGGUCUCAAAGGGAAUACGAUGAGUCCAGGUCAAAACACAAUCAAUAGUUAUCGUUUCAGUCCAACGUAUCCCCCAAGUCACCCUCGAGGCCCCAGCGAAUAUCAUCAAAACAAUCACAUGUCACCUACAUAUUACCCUUUGCAAAGAAUUCCAUCACUUACCUCCACAGAGGCCGGGAACCCGCACAUUCAACAAAUGCAAGAGGCGCAAGAGGAGCUUUCUAUCGAGCGUCAAAAACAAGGGCCACGGAUGGCUUAUCAGCCUCCAGAGAUAAGUCCAUACGACAAACCUCGAGUCGGACAAGAUAACGAGGAUCAGAAAUGGGUCAUUAAACCUUAUAUGCCACCGGAAAUGCCAGCGUCUGUCAAAAAGAGAUAUCUUGAAGAGCAGGCCGAAGACAGAAUUGCGAGAAGGAAAUACAAUUAUGAUCAGCCGGAUGAACUGUGGUAG
Messenger RNA from Botrytis byssoidea, 1173 nucleotides. RefSeq lists its product as uncharacterized. NCBI's taxonomy places the organism in Eukaryota, Fungi, Ascomycota, Leotiomycetes, Helotiales, Sclerotiniaceae. The transcript has 3 exons. The record is from RefSeq and is a predicted model, not a curated record. Bases 1 to 1173 code for a protein of 390 amino acids.